UUGUCGCGGUACAAGUGUACCAAUCCUCUGGAGCUUUUAUAACAAUACUUGCAGGAUAUCAGUCGAUUCGAAGCAGCAACAGAAUGACAGCAUCGAAGCUAUCGCUCCUUGCUCUCUGUCUAUCUCUUUUGGUUUCUGCAUCUGUUUCACAAAAUUGGGACACAUUUGGUGAAUAUGGAUUCGGUGGAUUUGGACCAGAACUAGCCCCCGGUGCUCGCAUGGCUAAUUACUGUAAUCUGUUUAACAAGGAGAAGCAUGACCAAGGAAAGGGAUGCAAUGGGCAGGUCUUAAAGAAAGUUUAUGAUAAAGACAAGGAUAUUAACCAAAAUGAAUCUAUGUUAAGGAUCUUCAGACUGGCGAGGAGAGGGGCAUUUUGUUACAAGGAAGGAGCUCAUAUUGUGACUAUAAGAUCACCCUGUCAUGCAAUGGAAAUUUCUUGUCGUCCAUAUUCCCGUAGUUUGGUCGAUAACUGUUGGAAAGUGACUCGUCCACCAACUCGUCGACCAGACACUCCUGGCCCUAAUCCACCUCAGGCCCCCGAAACCCCACGUGGACGAGGCAUCUAACCAUCCAUCGGAAAAGGAGCGUUGGACACAAAGACUCGGUUUGAUGAUAGAGAGUGGCGACAGAGUUCGAUGUGGCUUUCAAGUAACAUCGAAUUCCUGUCAUGGCUUACUUUACUACUCAGCUGAACAUUAUUACAAGAAUCGGGAGGACAAUUUGUGUUCAGCAAAUACUAGCAGAGCUUCGAAGUUCAUCGGUAAUGCUCCAGUCCGAUCGACCAACAAAACUCUCACAAAUUAGGCUCCAAGCCGACCGAUAGCAUGCCAUUUGAAAUAAGGUGGUAGAUUUGAUUGGCAUUGAGUCGGUCUCGUUGGUGUGACUGAAACAGAUCUGAGGCGGUUCUGUAUCUUUACCAUGGCGGCCCAUAUGCAAGGUGAUCCAGGGAUCGAAUCAAGAUUACCACCUGGGUAUUUUGGAUGCACUUUUACCGUCGAGAGGGAUGUUUGGAAAGGAAUGCUACCGUCCCGAUGACUCAAGAACGCCGUUUAUACCACUCGCCUUUCUCUAGUUAGCAUUUUUACUCCCCCUUGUUGAAGUAAUAUAGUUUUGGCUCAGAUAGGCUAUGAUUAACAUAUAGGUUUCAUGCUGAGUUUAAAGCCGGUCAGACAGUAGGCUACGUUUAGAUGUUGUUGUAAAGAAAGAAACCUUUUACAGUAUUUGUUUUUAAUGUGAAUAUUUUGAAGAAAAAAAUAAAAGUAACAAUCAUAUAAUACUGGUCAUGUGACAUUAAUUAUAUAAGUUAUAUUCUUCUUAGUCGUAAAGAUAUACUUUUCUUUUUGACUUCGAGUUCAUAAUCUCACGAGAUCCUGCAUUAGCUUAGACCUAACAGGCAUCUAUCAACUUUAUUCGAGAAGAAAUGAUAGAAUGGGCGAUGGAGCGAUUUUAGACAACGAACAAAUGAAAAAGGAAAGAAUAAAGAGGAAAAAUUAUAAUGUGAUACAGAUUAAGAGAGAAAGAAAACAAGAGAGAGAGAGAGAGAAGGAAAGAGAGAACAUCUUAGAAGGGAUGGAGAACAUAGUUUCUUAAUAAAACUGCUGCGUCUUUCAGCAAACUUUGGCGUUUCACAUCUGAUUUCCCACAUUCUCAUCAUUUUGUCUAUUCUUGGAAAGAAGGGAGGAAAAAUACUCUGUGGAAGAUUACAGCCAAAAAUACGUGGCAGAAACUUUUGAUGAAAUUGCUUACGGAUGGAGGAAGCAGAAAAAAAAAUGCAAGAACACUCGGCGCUUCGGGCAGGUUGACUCAUGAAGACGGACAGUCAACCUGUCCGAAACGUCGAGUCAAUCUAGGACUUACCACAUGGGGCACGGCAAACCCGUUCCACAAGUAACCAGGAUGUACAUACAACUACUUUGUGAAAUUGAGCAAAACUUUGGAAUAUUAUACCUUUCUUAUUUUGAUGAAAAUUUUCACUUCAUAUGCGUGUUUAAUUUUUCGCUUUUUAUCAGAAUCAGCUUUUUUUUAAAUGGGGUGGACGGGACCUUACACAUUUAUAUUUUGUGAUUAAAAAAAAAAACAUGUAAGCAAAAUAAAACGGUCCACCAAAUUGUACCAAUUUGGCUUUUCCGUUUAUCCCCUGUGACAAAAGGGCACAUGAUAAAAUGUUCAACGGCAUAGAUGCCGUGGCCGGGUAUCGAACCGCAAGCUUUAUUGUAUCAUGCACUUGAGGCCACUCUGCUAAGGCACCUCAUGAUAAGUUACACGGAAAAAAAUCAAGACAAAUACAUACGAUGACUCACACUUCACACACAUUUACUAGUAUGUAAUUUGAUGAUCGGGGACUCACCAUUAAUCUACAAAGUGCACUGUAAAAAUGAAGUGCUAAUUUAGCACUUACGGAGCUUGUAUAGUGACUGCACUACGAGUGUUGAUUUUCUAGUUCAAAUUCAAACUAGAAAAUCAGCACUCGUAGUGCAGUCACUAUACAAGCACUGUAAGUGCUAAAUUAGCACUUUAUUUUUUACAGUAUGGGGACUUGUUGCAUACACU
This is a messenger RNA of Lytechinus pictus (painted urchin), 2550 nucleotides long. RefSeq lists its product as uncharacterized. Bases 84 to 566 code for a protein of 160 amino acids. The transcript has 4 exons. The record is from RefSeq and is a predicted model, not a curated record. Lineage: Eukaryota; Metazoa; Echinodermata; Echinoidea; Temnopleuroida; Toxopneustidae.